ACAAGCUCCCCGUUCGGCUCUUUGCUCGCGCAAAGAUUCCAGAAACCCUAGCGCCUCUACCACGUUAUCUCCCUCGGAUCCAUACCUGUUUCUCACUUAAUUCGGCAAUAAAUCAGGUAAUUGUUCUCAUUUUUCCUCUAUUUUGCCGUCGCUCGAUAAAUUUCACAAUAUAGAAGCCAGUACACACGCGGUCUCUGCUACGAUCCAAAGGCAAACCCUAGCCUGAUUUUAAUGCCACGUACUUGAUCUCUCCUAUUGAAGAAGCAGACAUGCUCGGCCCAAUACUUACUCUUCCGGCUCCGCCCUCCGAUGGUGACCUUGGACCGAUUCCCCUGUCACAAGUCAGCGAAGAUUCCAGGGAUGAAAAGGGCAACUCCGUCCCUGAGCCGCCCGCACCACCUCCGUCUUCGGUCGCCACUCACACCCGUACGAUCGGAAUUAUUCACCCUCCCCCAGAUAUUCGUAUGAUCAUUGAGAAGACAGCGGCCUUCGUUGCUAAAAACGGCCCUGAAUUUGAGCGGCGCAUUCUUGCCAACAAUGCUGGCAAUGCGAAGUUCAACUUUUUGAUUCAGUCUGAUCCUUACCAUGCUUACUACCAGCAUCGGGUUUCAGAGCACCGGAUUCAGGUUCAAUCUUCCCAGCAAACGUCAUCCGACACUCCCCAGCCAGCCGAGCCUGGUUCAACUACUUCCUCGGCUGUCACAGCUGCACAGCUUGCAGUGGAUGAUGGCGAUACAGCAAAGCCAACUGAUUUGGCUGUGCAAUUUCUGAUUCCUCCAAGAAAGGUGCUUGAGCCGCCUGAAGCUGAGCAGUAUACUGUUCGUCUUCCUGAAGGAAUCACUGGAGAGGAAUUGGAUAUUAUUAAGCUUACGGCCCAAUUUGUUGCUAGAAAUGGGAAGUCAUUUCUGACAAACCUUACGAGCCGUGAGAUUAGCAACCCCCAGUUUCAUUUUCUGAAACCAACGCACAGCAUGUUCACUUUCUUCACUGCUUUGGCUGAUGCUUAUUCAAAGGUUCUGAUGCCACCCAAAGGGAUUAUUGAUAAGCUGAAUAAAAGUGUUACUGAUAUGACGACUGUUCUUGAGCGUUGUUUGCAUCGAGUUGAAUGGGAGAGGUCGCAGGAGCAAGCAAGACAGAAGGCUGAGGAUGAGAUCGAGCAGGAGAGGGCACUGAUGGCAAUGAUUGAUUGGCAUGAUUUUGUUGUGGUGGAGACAAUUGAGUUUGCUGAUGAUGAGGAUGAGGAACUUCCAGUGCCACUGACACUGGAGGAGGUUAUAAGGAGGAGCAAGAUUUCAGGUUUGGAUGAGGAAGCUCCAAUGGCAGGUGUUGAGCCUGCUAAGGAUAUGGAGAUGGAGAUGGAUGAGGAGGAGAUGCAGCUUGUUGAGGAAGGCAUGAAAGCAGCGAGAAUAGAUAACAAUGGUCUUAUUGAUGAGAAAAAGGGUGAAACCAAGGUGCAGACAGAUGAACCUGAUGCUCCAAUGAGGAUUGUUAAAAACUGGAAAAGACCUGAAGAAAGAAUUCCUGCGGAGAGGGACCCUACUAAAUUUAUGAUUUCACCAAUCACAGGAGAACUGAUUCCUAUUAGUGAGAUGGCCGAGCACAUGCGAAUAUCCCUCAUAGAUCCAAAAUACAAGGAACAAAAGGAGCGGAUGAUGGCAAAGAUCCGGGAGACAACUCUUGCUGCAGAUGAUGAGAUCUCUCGAAAUAUUGUCGGACUUGCACGAACACGUCCAGAUAUCUUUGGAACCACAGAAGAAGAAGUAUCAAAUGCUGUCAAGGCUGAGAUUGAAAAGAAGAAGGAUGAACAACCAAAACAAGUGAUAUGGGAUGGACAUACUGGAAGUAUUGGAAGAACUGCAAAUCAGGCACUUUCUCAGAGCCUGUCCAAUGAAGAGAUCACCGAUUCCAAUAACAAUGAUGGGAGGAAUCUUCCAGGUCCUGCUCCUCCUCCAAAACCGGGCACUCCAUUAAUUCGUCCACUCCCUCCUCCACCUGGGUUGGCUUUGAAUCUUCCUCGGUUCCCUCCAAAUGUUUCAGCAUACUCAGCUCCUACAAACGCUCCUCCACCACCUAGACCUCCUGUUUCAGUACUUCCAUCAAUGAGGCCACCCCUUCCACCUAUGCCGGUUACUUCAACUCAGCAAUCUCUUGUAAUGAAUAGACCCCCAAUGCUCCAGCCCAUUUCUGUUAAUCCACCAAAUAUACCUGUACCUCCUCCACCAGGAUCUCAGUUUAAUCCUUUGGGUGUUCCGAGACAUUUUGCUCCAAUGCCUAUUCCACCACCAAACAUGCCAAUGGUUCCUCCACCACCUCUUCCUCUAGGAAUGCCUCCACCUCCACCUCCUGAGGAAGCUCCUCCUCCACUUCCUGAUGAACCAGAGCCCAAGAGGGCAAGAAUGGAUGAUACUACACUUAUCCCGGAAGAGCAGUUCCUUGCACAGCAUCCGGGUUCUGCUCGUAUUUCUGUAUCAGUUCCUAAUGUUGAUGAAGGAAGUUUUAAAGGUCAAAUUUUGGAAAUUAUUGUCCAGUCACUUUCUGAGACAGUUGGAAACUUUAAGGAGAAGAUUGCAGGAGAGAUUCAGUUGCCGGCUAAUAAGCAAAAACUAAGUGGGCGGGCUGGUUUUCUUAAGGAUAAUCUUACACUUGCUUAUUACAAUAUUGUUCCUGGAGAAACCUUAACUCUAGCAUUAAGGGAGCGUGGUGGAAGAAAGAGAUGAACAACUAUUGUGGCUGUCUGAAGAUACUGCUAUCCGGAUCUGACUACAUUGAAGCUCUUCUGGAGGGCAGUUGUACACUAAAAAAACAUGUUGGCUGUAUUUGAACUUUAGUUGGCAUGUUCCUGUCCUCUGUUUUUCACUGC
Molecule: messenger RNA, 2860 nt
Organism: Phalaenopsis equestris
Lineage: Eukaryota; Viridiplantae; Streptophyta; Magnoliopsida; Asparagales; Orchidaceae
Product: probable splicing factor 3A subunit 1
Exons: 3
Coding region: 270-2717 (815 amino acids)
Biological process (GO): regulation of alternative mRNA splicing, via spliceosome; mRNA cis splicing, via spliceosome
Cellular component (GO): U2-type prespliceosome; catalytic step 2 spliceosome; U2 snRNP
Molecular function (GO): RNA binding; protein binding
Source: RefSeq, a predicted model, not a curated record